AUGAAGUAUCAAUGGAACAGUUGUGACAUUAAAUCUUGCAACAACAAAAAAGAUUUUCUACCAUUCGCAUGUAGCAGCUGUUCUGGAGUGUUUUGCACAUCAUAUCCAUGUAGCUUUGAGGAUUGCAAAGAGAAAGAGCGGCUGCCUGUCAUCCGCCCACACUUUGAAAAACACCUCUGCCUCACAUAUCGGCAUCAAGAUGACCAUAAGUGUGAGAAACUGGAGACACCAAAGCCUCGCAUUGCUGCAACACAGGAGCUGGUGCAGAAGAUAGUGGAGUCAAAGAAGAAUGCACCACCAAGUAAACGCAGAAAAGGAGCAAAAAACGCAGCAACUGCUGCAAAAGUUGCUCUGAUGAAGCUUAAAAUGCAUGCGUCAGGAGAUAAAGACCUGCCACAGACAGAACGGACAUAUUUCCAGGUGUUUCUGCCCAAAGAGGCUAAAGACCCUAGUUUGCCCAUGUUCUUCUUCUCUAAGUGGAGUGUUGGCAAAGUAGAGGAUUUUGCUGCAUCUCAGGCCAGUCUGAAGAACAACAACAAUGUGCUCACAGCUAAGGCUAAGAUUUCAACCCCAAACAUCCCCAAAACAGCACAGGGUGAAUGGGGAAUGAUUGAAGUUGCUGUCUCUUUAGUGUGA
Molecule: messenger RNA, 636 nt
Organism: Sinocyclocheilus grahami
Lineage: Eukaryota; Metazoa; Chordata; Actinopteri; Cypriniformes; Cyprinidae
Product: AN1-type zinc finger protein 1-like
Exons: 8
Coding region: 1-636 (211 amino acids)
Biological process (GO): cytoplasmic stress granule disassembly
Cellular component (GO): cytoplasm; cytoplasmic stress granule
Source: RefSeq, a predicted model, not a curated record